AUGUGGAGGCGCCGGUUACUCGUGGCCACCCUCUGCCUCCUCUGGGCCGGGGCUCGGGCUCAGUACGAGCGCUACAGUUUCAGGAGUUUCCCGCGCGACGAGCUAAUGCCCUUGGAAUCUGCCUACCGCUACGGCCUGGACCAGUACAGCAGCGAGAACUGGCCGGAGAGUGUGAGCUACCUGGAGAUGAGCCUGCGCCUCUAUCGCCUUCUGCGGGACAGCGAGGCCUUCUGUCACCUCAACUGUAGCUCCGUCCGCAUGGAGGAAGAGAAAGAGGCCGACCGUUUCGAUGGUUUCCCGGAGCUGCGCUAUUUCGGGGACAUGCUACGCAGAGCACAGUGCCUGAAACGCUGCAAGCAAGGGCUGCCGGCCUUCCGCCAGUCUCAGCCCAGCCGGGAAAUGCUGGAAGAAUUCCAGCGCCGCGAUCCCUACAAGUUCUUGCAGUUCGCCUACUUCAAGGCAAACAAUUUUCCAAAAGCUGUUGCAGCCGCACAUACAUUUCUUCUGAAACAUCCGGAGGAUGAAAUGAUGAAAAGGAAUAUGGCGUAUUACAAAAGCAUGCCUGAUGCUGAAGAUUAUGUUAAAGAUUUAGAAAUCAGAUCGUAUGAGACUCUCUUUGUCAGGGCAGUAAGGGCCUACAAUGGAGAAAACUGGAAGACCUCAAUUUCAGACAUGGAACUGGCACUUCCUGAUUUCUACAAAGCCUAUGAUGAUUGUACAGCUGCCUGUGAAGGUUCCCGGGAGAUCACAGAUUUUAAGGAGUUUUAUCUGUCUAUCGCAGAUCACUAUAUUGAAGUUCUUAAGUGCAAACUGAGAUGUGAAAUUGAUCUGACACCUGUCAUAGGGGGCUAUGUUGUGGAAAAAUUUGUGGCAACUAUGUAUCACUACUUGCAGUUUGCCUAUUAUAAAUUGAAUGAUUUGAAGAAUGCAGCUCCAUGUGUUGCUAGUUACAUGCUUUUUGACCAGAAAGAUGAAGUGAUGAAACAGAAUCUUAUCUAUUACCAAUAUCAUAAAGAUAAAUGGGGACUCACAAAUGAAGAUUUCCAGCCUAGAGCCGAAGCCAUUCGAUAUUACAACAUAACAACGCUUCAGAAAGAAAUGUAUGAAUUUGCUAAGGAGUACGUAAUGGAUGAUGAUGAAGGUGAAGUAGUAGAAUACCUUGAUGAACUCCUGGAAGUAGAAGAUGGAACACAGUGAUUUUUAACAAGUAAAGAAGGUUAAGAAGCGAAUAUUCACCAUUGCUCCUAAGUAUUUCCAUGCAUCAUCUUUAGCUCAGGUUUAGAAAUACCUCAGGUCUUUAUCAAGCUUCAUAAGAUGCCCGACUUAUCCUGUGAAUUUUCUACCUUGCCAUUCAGCUGAACCUUGUUUUUCUUUAUUUCCUUUUUAAAAACUAUUAUUAUUAAAUUUCUUUGCCACCUAUCUCACUCUGAGGCUACUUUAGGCGACUCCCAAUCAUGAAAAAUAAAGAAAUAAAAAGGAAGUUUAAACAAAAGUAAAAGUAAAAUAGAACAAUGUGGAAAAUGUUGAGCAAUUUUUUCUAGUCAUUUUGCUAAGCAAAGGCAUCAUGAUUUAGGUGGGAUUUUGACAGAUGGGAGAUAUGGAUCUUUGUGAUUUGUUCUGUAUGAAAAGAGUUUUCAAAUGAGGAAUAGAAUAUGAAUCCUUCAAAUAAGUAAAGGCACAACUCUAUAAUUUUAAAGGAUGCUUUAUAUAUUAUACUGCACAGUGCAUUUAAAUAAAGUCUGAGUCUUAAGCCACAAGCACAUACUUUGAAAUAGCUGAAACUGCAGUCGUAUACUUGUAAGCUUAGAUGUUCAAACUUACAUGUAGUCCCCAUCUUAUGAUCCGAUAUCAAAGCUAUGGGGGGGCCAUCCUCUUCCUGCAGUCACAUGACCACAUUUUGGAUACUCAGCAACCAGACCACAUUUACUGCUAUUUGUAGGGCUCUGUGGACAUUAGAUUUCAAUCUAAGUCAUUUUUUCCCCAAAACUUUCAGGUUUCAAAAAAUUCUGCCCCAUAGCAAAACAAUAGGUUUGCUUAAUGACUGCUGCAUUCAUUUAUGAUCACAGCCUGUGCUUAACAACCAUUGCAAAAAAGAUCAUGUGAAGAUCUGCUUUAUGACCAUCAAGUCUGAUGACCAUAAUUGCCAGACUCAACUGUGGUCGUAAAUUGAGGGCUAUGUCUAUUUUGGAAGUCAAUCCCUUGAACUUGGAGCCUUUUUCCAAGUAGAGAUCCAUAGGAUGGCACUCUAAAUUGGCUAUAAUGAGAGUGCAGCUUGUGAUUUUAGUGAAUCUAAAUAUUUAAUAUUCAAGUAUAGCUUGCUUAGACUUCAGGCAUGCUUUAUCGAUGCAUGCAGAUAUUUAAAGAGUAUACAAACUCAGUGUAUGGACUUCAUAAUAUAGUAUGUAGAGUUCCCUAUAAAUGCACAUUUUAAAAUAAUUUCCAUACACAAUGACUUUGCAAUUCUACUGCAGAAUAAUUUUCAUGGACAGUUUGAUUUAUUCCAGGUUAUAGUCUUUAUUUGAUUAUAUACAUACAGCUCCUUUUCUAAUAGUAAGAAUAAAUACUUAAGAAAAGAUCUUUUCCAUGAUCUAGGUGCAGAUUUGACUAUCACUCUUACAACAGAGUUGUCCUUUAUGUGCAUUCAUAUACAAUAUAUGUAAUGCCAUAUAUGUAUAAUUGAUGACAUCCAUAAGAUGACCUCAUCAGUUUUCUUUUGCCUAUUUUAUAGGAACAUUACUAUUAUAAUUUAUAAAUUAUAAAUUAUUUCCAAAACUAUCUAGAAGCUGCUUUGGUGUGAAAUUUUCAACAUCUACACCAGUUUCUAAUCUAAAUCAACCCUGACUUAACCUGAAAUGAAAGUUUUCACUUCAUUCAGCCAAAGUCAAAUGCACCCAAAGAAAGUCUGAAUUAUUGCCAACAUAAUAAAAUUAGCACCAAUGAAUUCUUUAUACAAAUUUAGUCACUAAAUACUAGAUAGUAUUAACUAUUCAUGCUAAUACUAAUACUAUUUAAGUAGUAAGUUAAUAAGUGAUUCAAAACUUGAGCAAACACGUUUUUGUGUACUUCUGAGCUAAAUUUUAUAACAUUUUUCAGGCAUUCUGCAUGAGAAUGGAAGAGUUGUAGCUGAUUUAAGACUUGUAUUAACUUUAAUAAGUGGUUUUCUGAAAGCAAGGUCAUAUUUUUCAGGCUUGCAUAGAAGCUGAAUAAGGCAGAGGGCUUUUAUGAAUAUCAGAGAAAUGCUUGGUUGAAUGAGAUCCAAGGCAAUUUUUGAAUCAUUGCAUAGAGUUCUAAUAAUUAAUUUAAAAUCCACAAAUUUCAGAUUUAGAUUGAAAUGAAAACAUAUUUUUAUUAUUCCAAGCAAAGUUCUGAGCAUGAUUUUCAUUUUUUUAAAUAUAUUUCAAAUGAAAAUAUUAGUGUAUUACUAAAAAUUAAGUAGUUCUAUCUCAAUAAUUCAACUCGUUCCAAUAAAAUCCCACUUUCACAGUAUAAAAAGAUAUAUUUCUAGGUAGCAAACAACAAGAAAAAUGUGUUUUCUAACAACAAGUAAAAUGCAUUUUCUAACUAAUAAAUGGUGAUUAAUCUGGGAUGAUUCUCUCCCAUCCUGAAAUUAUCAGUAGAAGGGUAGAAUUGUUCCAGACAAAUCAACUAAAAAGAAGAAGAGCAAUAUGGAAACAAUUCUUGAUGGUUAAUACUUAGUGAAACACUCAUGUAAUUACUACCCAUGUUAUUUUAUGCUCACUUUGGGAAAAAAUGUAAAUUUUCAAAUAAAUUAUGUCUUCCUGACACAAA
Molecule: messenger RNA, 3789 nt
Organism: Crotalus tigris (Tiger rattlesnake)
Lineage: Eukaryota; Metazoa; Chordata; Lepidosauria; Squamata; Viperidae
Gene: CRTAP
Product: cartilage associated protein
Exons: 7
Coding region: 1-1197 (398 amino acids)
Biological process (GO): collagen fibril organization; peptidyl-proline hydroxylation to 3-hydroxy-L-proline
Cellular component (GO): endoplasmic reticulum
Molecular function (GO): protein binding; collagen binding
Source: RefSeq, a predicted model, not a curated record